Molecule: messenger RNA, 3477 nt
Organism: Porites lobata
Lineage: Eukaryota; Metazoa; Cnidaria; Anthozoa; Scleractinia; Poritidae
Source: the annotation of a GenBank genome assembly
AUGCCAGCAGAGCAUGAAAUAGCCAUUAUAAAAGCAGAAGCUGCAACAGAGUUCUACGCAGUACCAAUAAACAUUGCCGCUACAAGGUGCUGUCACUCCAAGGAGUUAAAAAACGAACUAAAUGGGUAAGUAUAAAUUUGAAAUAAAAUCUCUGCAAGUAUUCCAGGUUGCUGGAAAAAUUACGCUCGAAGACUGAGGCAAAAGGUUUGCAGAUGACUCAAGAAAAGGGUUUUGACGGAGUAAUUAAUCUAAGCGCGUUUAUUUGCAUAUAUUUUGUAUUUCAUUUUAUCUACAUAAUUAUUUCUCGGUAAGAUUAUAUUAUCCUAUACUUUUGUUAUCUUAACCGGACUCGUACGUAGUCACGUACGCAGGCGCCAAAAUGUAAACGUAGAAAAUAAAUAGAUUUAAACAAAGAGAAAAGAAGCUCGUUAGAUAAAAAGGAGAAACAGUUUCUCGUUCGAGAAGAUAUGAAUAUUUGAAACUUUGGGCAACAAUUUCCCUCGAUUAAUUGAUUAUUUUCUUCGAUUCUGAGCUAUUUGUGAUUAUUUAUUGUUGUAAACAGGACUAGAGAAAGAUGAAGAUUAUAAAACAGAAGUCCAGAUCAGCGGCUGCUAUAAAAUCCUCAGUGGUACCUCACCAUCUCAUCCUGUUCUGAUUGAACACUCCUGUUUAAUGACACCCGGAAAUGAGUGGAAUAUGGAGGUUAAAUGUCGCCCCAUAUUACAAGGAGCCCAAGGUGUGUCCAAUCAGAGAAACAACUGGAGAAGCUUGAUGGUGGUUUACCCCGAAGCUGAAGUGAAAUUAAAACACAAUGACAUUGAAGUCACUUUGCCAUCUCUGCAGGAGGACAUCGAGAUCGCUGCGUUUGGCAGACCAGGAAAAGAGGACAAGAAAAGAAUGCAAAUGGCGAUCUUUGCAAAACGACCAAAACAAGGAAGAGACUGGAAGAUUUGGGUUUAUCUUGUAGAUGAUACAAGUCCAGCCUGUGAGGUAUAGGGUGCUAUUAUGUUUAUUUAAUUUGUUUGUUUGUUUAAAAUGUUACCGCAUUUCGUUACUCUAUGAUCAUGAUUUUAUUGCCUUAGCGAGCCAGCCCGCGAUUGAUCACCCCCUGCCCCUCCGCUCUAGACAUUACCCUCUUCUGAAGACAGCAAAGGCGCUAGAGAGCUUUACUACCGCUAACCAAUGUAAUGCAAAACGAUAAUGCCAACAGCACAAUUUAUUAAUUUAAGUUAUUAACAUACACUGAUACGAAAACUGAUUUCUACGUUUUAAUUCUUUUCCUCGUAUAAAACAGAAAAUGUUUCAGGAUGAAGACGAAAAAGGAAACAGACUACUGACACCACUUGCUGGAAUAUUUGUGUCCAACAGUAAUAAAGACAUCAAAAUUGAACUCAGUAAACUGGAGCCUGGAUGGAAAAUCAAAGGAAGCAAUGUAAAGGUACGAAAGGGGAAUUUGUUUGUCAACUGUUCCCUUCACGAUACUGAUUAAGAUCCCACGUGUGUUAUCCGCGCCAUGUUUGGAUUAGUUGGUAGAUUUCUAGUCUCUAUACCGGAGAUGACUGGCCUAAUUUCCAGGACAGAACUGCUUUUGUUCAAAAGAGGGCUCUGCCCUUUCCAUGGCUAGGCAUUCUUGACGUUGGGAAGUCCACAUACAAAAAAGGCGAUCUUGCGUCAGGUAGAAUCCGAUAAACCAAGCAGCGUCCCAAGCCGGGGUGGGUACUCAAGAAGGUUUUAUACAGGGUGACUCCGCAGGUCCAGCCCCUUACCCUUUUAUGCAAAGGUCUGCAGUUCGCAGGCUACAUAGACGUAGUAGUACAUAGUAGUAGUAGUAGUAGUAGUAGUAGUAGUAGUAGUAGUAGUAGUAGUAGUAGUAGUAGUAGUAGUAGUAGUAGUAGUAGUAGUAGUAGUAGUAGUAGUAGUAGUAGUAGUAGUAGUAGCAGCAGUAUUAGUACCAGUACCAGUACUAGUGCAGUAGUAUUAGCAGUAGCAGUAGCAGCACCAGUACCAGUACCAGUAUCAGUACCAGUAGAGUGGUAGUGGUAGUGGUAGAAGUAGUAGUAGCAGUAGAAGAUCUUGUUUUCAAAUAACUUCCAUUUCACUUUCCUUUUUAGACUAUCAAAUCAACUCAUGCAUGGAAUUUGUCAGGAGACUCUGUAGACUUUCCACGUUGCUAUUUCGAAAUAAGUCACGUGAAUAGUGCCAAGCAUUCAUACUUCUGUGGAAUAGAAGCUUCUCACGAAGGAGACAGUGCACAAGCAGAAGUUGUGGCGUAUUUUGAACGAGUGAGUGUUGACAGAAAUAAUUACUAUAAUUGCAACAAUUUCGCCUGACUUGCCAUAAUUGCGAUGAUAAAUCUUAUACUUACUUCUGUUGCUCUCCAUCGAAGAAAACUAUCAAUUCAAGAGUAUAUUAAACCAAGCCCUCGAUAACCGCUGAACUUUUUCAUCUUCGUUUUGUAGGAAAGUGGUCAGAAAAUCGUCCAGCCCUCUAACAAUUCUCGCAAACUGAGUAAUACGUGGAACUUUGUUUCAAAAGGUAAGCAGAAAAUAAUGUAUGAUCACUUGGAAGUACGAUGCAACUCAGAGACCAAGAGGAGCCAAAAAACGACCUCUGCAAAAUACGUAUCUCUUUUGACCUGUAUAAUGAAUUUUCAUAUUGUAUUCUAGUUUUUAUCAACUUUUUAUAUGAACUUUCAAAUUUCUUAACUAUUUUUCUCACAGAGAUUACCACCAGGUUGCCAUUUCAUGAUGUUUUGACUCUGCUUUGUGCACUUUUUGCUUCGGGCCUCAAUACCACACACGUUACAGGUAAGCUUGCCUUCUAAUUUUCAAUAUUAAAUAUACCAUAAACGUGUUUUGGACCGGAUAUCCAAAAGGGCCUAGUAGUAAUAAACGAUGCCAUUGUAUAAAUCAAAUGUGGGAACCAUACGUUUGCUGAGAUUGCUUACUUGUUUCUGGAAAGACAAUCACAGCAGUGUAAGUAAACCCUUUCAAAAACUUAAAAAUCGUUUACAUGCGUCAGUAAGCAUCAAAAGAUACCUGGCUCUCUAUAUAACAGCAAAUACGAUUCUUUUCAUUUCACUUACAGCAAGCACAACAAUCUCAAUAUUUUUGUUUUAAAUUUUAACAGGAUCAAAUUCAACUUAUCAGCAAUUUACGACAAAGAAGGAUUUUAAAGAUUUUACCAAUUCCAAGCAGCCUUACAACUUCAUUAGAAUGCCUCGUUCCGGGGCGCUUGCAAAGCGCGGGAAAGCAGGAUCCGCCAGCUGCGGUUCAACUGUCGCACAAGAUCAUGCGCAUUAUGCAACUGCAAGAAAGCCAAACGCCUCGGAACGAGGAAAUGCGUUACAGUUAUUCCAAAAACAACAUUCACAAGAAGUCUACUAGAAGAGUAAACAAGAAACAAGAAAAAAGCAGAAUGGAAAAGAAAAAAAGGAAAGAAAAAUAAUAAUGAUGAUCAAUUAACUCCGAUGAGACC